ACCAAGGAAAGAGCAGGGUUUGGGUGUGUAGGGUUUUAUUAUUGUCUUUGAUUCUCUUCUCUCGAAAAGAGAAUUAGGGUUUUAAAACAAUGUCUCAGAUCUUGUGCCGACGACUCUCAAAGCUUUCAAUAUCCCGGAACCAGAUCCUCUGUUUCCGUCGGUCGGAAUUCUCUACGGCCACGGCGACGGCUACGACACCGUAUCUCCUCCUCGGCACCGAUCUUGUCGGAAAAUCUCCUUGUGGUGGAAAAGUCGUCAACUUUAACCUCUACGAUCCGAGGAAGCAAGAGCAAGUGAAGAUCGAAAACAAGAUUCUAUCAAAAGAAGUCUACAAAUCUCACAAGUUAGGAUCAUCAAGAGGAUGGUUAGCUUCGUUGAACAAGAAAGAUUCAACAGUGCGUCUCACUAACAUCUUAAACCCUUCGAAGAAGAUCAUAUCUUUACCUCCACUAACCAGAGACAAAUAUGAACACCAUGUUAAUGUCUCUGUCUCAUCUUCAAAUGAAGAAGACUGUGUGGUCGCCGUCAAGUUUUUCGGGUCACGAGUCAGUCUUUGUCGACCUGGUGACUCCGAGUGGACUCGCAUCGACGUGCCUUGCCCAUCUUUCCAUUCUUCCACCGUCAUUUACUCCGAGAGACACCGGAAAUUUUACUUGAACAAUUGUAACCCUGACUAUACCGGUCCGACCGAUUUCACACCGAAAUCCGGUUUACCCACUCCGGUUAGUGGCUACAAGAGAUUUCUCUUCUCUAACUUUCUUGACGAAUUGCCAGAGUUGGAGGACGAAAUGCGUCUCUCUCGUUUCAGGAUCCAACAACAACUAGUCGAGUCAUCUUCGGGCCAAUCCUUCAUCGUUGCAUGGUUUGUGGAGAGAUUUACGGACAAAGGAGAAGUUGCGCCAUGGGAAGAUACACGUUACAGAAAAAGCAAAGACCUUUGCAAGAAGACCCACAAGAUCAUGGUGUUUAGGCAAGACGAAGAGCAAGGGAUUGGUCCUUAUACCGAUGACAUUGGAAGACCCUUCUCUUCAAUUUCCCUAAAACCAUCGCCUAAAACCCUAACCCCACACCAAAAGUCCUCCUUUGAAUCAACUCUCCACCAUUCCCUAAUCACCCACGACACUGAUCAAGCAUGGAAGGUCUUCCGAUCCUUCGCCGCCGCUUCUUCUCUCCCCGACAAGCGUCUCCUCAAUUCUCUCAUCACCCACUUGUCCUCCUUACACCACGCAGAUCAAAACACCUCCCUCAGGCACAGACUCAAGCGUGCCUUUGUUUCCACGACUUACGUUAUCGAGAAAGAUCCGAUUUUGCUUGAGUUUGAGACCAUCCGUACGGUUCUGGAGUCAAUGAAACUAGCGAAAGCUUCCGGACCAGCGUUGGCUUUGGUUGAGUGUAUGUUUAAAAACAGGUACUUUGUUCCUUUUGAUCUCUGGGGGCAUUUGAUUAUCGAUAUCUGUCGUGAAAAUGGAAGCUUGGCUGCGUUUCUUAAGGUUUUUAGGGAAAGUUGUAGAAUUGCAGUAGAUGAGAAGCUUGAUUUUAUGAAACCGGAUUUGGUAGCUAGUAAUGCGGCUCUUGAAGCGUGUUGUCGGCAGUUGGAAUCUCUGGCUGAUGCUGAAGAUGUAAUUGAAUCUAUGGCUGUUUUGGGUGUGAAGCCUGACGAAUCGAGCUUUGGGUUUCUUGCUUAUUUGUAUGCAAGAAAGGGGCUUCGAGAGAAGAUAAGUGAGCUUGAGAAUUCGAUGGAUGGUUUUGGGUUUGCAAGUAGAAGAAUCUUUUAUUCUAGUGUGAUCAGUGGAUAUGUUAAGAGUGGUGAUUUAGAUAGUGUUUCUGAUGUUAUACUGCAUAGUCUUAAAGGAGGUGGAGAAGACUCGAGUUUUGGUGAGGAAACGUACUGUGAAUUGGUUAAAGGGUUUAUAGAGAGUAAAAGCGUUAAGUGUUUAGCCAAACUGAUAAUCGAAGCUCAGAAGCUGGAAUCUCUGUCCGUUGACCUAAACGGUUCAGUUGGGUUUGGAAUCGUAAAUGCUUGUGUCAAGCUCGGUUUUUCGGGUAAAAGUAUUCUUGAUGAAAUGAAUGCUCAGGGAGGAUCUGGUGGGAUUGGGGUGUAUGUACCGAUCUUGAAGGCCUAUUGCAAAGAAGGCAGAACAGCUGAAGCUACUCAGCUGGUUACAGAGAUCAGCAGCUAUGGGCUUCAAUUAGACGUUGAGACCUAUAACACUAUGAUUGAAGCUUCCAUGACGAAACAGGAUUUCCUAUCUGCGCUUACACUGUUUAGGGAUAUGCGAAAAACAAGGGUAUCAGAUUUGAAAGGAUGCUACUUAACAAUAAUGACAGGUCUCCUUGAGAAUCAGAGACCUGAGUUAAUGGCAGAGUUUGUGGAGGAAGUUGUGGAAGAUCCUCGCGUAGAAGUGAAGUCCCAUGAUUGGAAUUCGAUUAUCCAUGCCUUUUGUAAAUCUGGGCGUCUAGAAGAUGCAAAGAGUACAUUCAGAAGGAUGGCUUUCCUUCAGUAUGAGCCAAAUAACCAGACAUACUUGUCGUUGAUCAAUGGAUAUGUGAGCUGCGAGAAGUACUUCGAGGUGGUGGUUUUGUGGAAAGAGUUCAAAGACAAGAAUGCAAAACUGGAGCAUGCUCUUGCAGAUGCGUUCUUGAAUGCAUUAGUCAAAGGAGGGUUCUUUGGCACGGCAUUGCAAGUGAUAGAGAAAUGUCAGGAGAUGAAGAUAUUUGUGGAUAAGUGGAGGUACAAGGCAACGUUCAUGGAGACUCAGAAGAACCUCAGAUUGCCAAAGUUGAGGAAGAGGAAGAUAAAGAAAAUGGAGUUGCUUGAUGCCUUUAAGAACUGGGUUGGUCUUACCACAUGAAAAAACCUCUCAACGAUCAAAUCCAAAACUUGUCUUUGUGCGGCCAAGAUAAAAUUAAGGAGCUAAU
Molecule: messenger RNA, 2919 nt
Organism: Arabidopsis arenosa
Lineage: Eukaryota; Viridiplantae; Streptophyta; Magnoliopsida; Brassicales; Brassicaceae
Source: the annotation of a GenBank genome assembly